AUGGUGCAACAUCCACUACCCGAUUCGUUGAUAUCAAUGGACGAGGGGAAAAACUACUGGCAAAAUGUCGCUGCUAGUGUCGACGGCAUGCUAGGUGGUUUUCCCUCCGUGUCGAGGAUCGACUUGCAGGGCUCGCGGUCGUUUUUGGCAAAGCUGGGCGUUGGGAAGCCCCGGGUUUCGAGAGCGCUAGAAGGCGGAGCUGGAAUUGGUAGAAUCACUAGAGGCUUGCUUCUCGACAUCGCUGAAACUGUCGAUAUCAUUGAGCCCGUUGCUAAGUUCACCGCCGGUUUAGUUGAUACGCCCGGUGUAGGCCAGAUUUACAAUAUUGGCUUGCAGGAGUGGCAGCCUCAAGACGUCAAGUAUGAUCUGAUCUGGACACAAUGGUGUGCUGGUCAAAUACCUGAUGUUCUACUCAUCCAAUAUCUCGAACGUUGCGCUGCUGCUUUGAGUCCUGGGGGGAUUAUCAUAGUGAAGGAGAAUUUGAGUACUUCGGGCGAAGAUACAUAUGACGAAGUCGAUAGUAGUGUAACACGGACCGACCAGGGUUUUGGAGCUAUUUUUGAUAAGGCGGGUUUGGCGAUUAUACGAUCUGAGUUGCAAAAUGGAUUUCCGAAAUCUUUGCUGCCGGUUAAGAUGUAUGCUUUAAAGCCAAAGGGGCGAUGA
Fusarium redolens is the source of this 663-nucleotide messenger RNA. Its product is annotated as alpha-N-methyltransferase NTM1. The transcript is spliced from 3 exons. Gene Ontology annotation, cellular component: cytoplasm. The record is from RefSeq and is a predicted model, not a curated record. Bases 1 to 663 code for a protein of 220 amino acids. Gene Ontology annotation, molecular function: N-terminal protein N-methyltransferase activity. Gene Ontology annotation, biological process: N-terminal protein amino acid methylation. NCBI's taxonomy places the organism in Eukaryota, Fungi, Ascomycota, Sordariomycetes, Hypocreales, Nectriaceae.